AUUUUCAUCUGCAGUCAUUUUCGGACUGCUAUUUAUUUCCAUUGUAAUAAUUCUAUUUUUUCAGCUUUGAUGAAUAAAAAAAAGAACUACAACCAUUGUAUGGUUGUACCGUCUGUAUCUCCCGCCCGACCCCCGCUGUGCAACUAGCUAAGUAGUCUCUCAGCUAUUAAGAGCAAAUUACCCUAAGGCUGCGUGCUUGAAAGUCCUAUAGAAAAUCUCCGCUAAUAUUUAUAUACAUUUCGAGUCCUCGUGUAUCUACACGAUCCUCAAGAAUUUUGUUUGUAUUAAUGCAAAUUCCCCUCAAAAAUCUGCAGUCACUCUUGUAUUUAUUUUCCACUUGAAUCUUAAAAACCCAGAAUACAUAAUCUCUCUUUUUUAAUUUUUUUUUAUCUUACUUCGAAUGAAUCUCAGUUAUUUAGGUACUGCGAAUGAGGGUGUUAUAACAUUACCCAUCACAAAUAUCCUAGUUUUUAUGGAAUCUGAAGAUCAAAAUAUAGUAAAACUAUGUCCCAAUUUCCUGGAUCUCCCCCCAGUAAUAAUCUCAGAGAUUUUUAAGCAUCUAGGUCCUAAAGAAUUAUCCCAAGUAUCCUGUGUUUGUACUCUAUUCUUCAAGCUCUCAUUGGAUUGCCUCUCAUGGAAGGACUUUUACUGCCACAGAUGGCAGUUGCCCCACUUUACUCACCCACAAACGAAAACAUGGAGGGAACUCUACAUGGACAGACAUACUGGCAGCAAAGCUUUCAUGGGGAGCUACACAAUAGACAGCCUCUAUGGUCACAUGGAAGGAGGAGUCAAAACUGUGCGCAUAGUUCCAUGCCUUAAUCUAAUAAUUACAGGAGGCUAUGAUAGGAUAGUGAAAAUUUGGAACCUGGAGGAAGCCCUGCCAAUUAUGAGCUCAAGGCCUCUUGAUUGCACAAUCAGAGACAUUGAAGCAGAUGUGAGUAUUCUUGUAGUUGGUGGUGAUGACUCAUCUAUAAGAUGCUGGAGAGCUGCAACAGAGGGAAUUUCGAUGAAUAAUGUUUUUGAUAUUUGUAAGGAAAGCUGUGAAAUUUGCUUGUGGGGACACACUGGGCCUGUUAUUUGCCUUGGGCUGGAUGGUCAAAGAAUAUAUAGUGGAUCUUGGGACAUGAGCAUUAGGGUGUGGGAUAGAGAGUCUAUGAAGUGUGUUAAGGUAUUGAUGCAUAUGGAUUGGGUGUGGUCAUUGGUUGUUAGGGGUCCCAGGGUUUUUAGCGCUUCCGGGAGUGAUGUCUAUACUUGGGAUGUGGAGAGUGGGGAACAGAUGAGGGUAAGGUGUAGGGUCCAUUUGGGUCAGGCUUAUUCUGUGCAAUGUAGUCAAUCAGGUGAGUUUUUGUUCACUGGAGGGGAGGAUGGGGUUAUUCAUAUGUUUGAUGAACGUUCUGGAAACUCAGGAGGACAAGAAGAAAAGGCACCUGUGGCCUCUUGGGUUCCUCAUUCCGGCCCUAUUUAUGCUCUUGCAUUUGAGGAUCCAUGGCUUGUUUCUGCAUCUGGAGAUGGCAAAUUAGCUGUGAUGGAUGUCAGGAAACAUGCCAUAUCAACUGCAGAUUGCAGUGAGGCAAAUAUGGAGAAAAAAUUUCACCUCCUGUCAAAGCAAACGUCAGAAAAUAAACUGCAGCAUAUAGAAUCCCCACAGCGUAUGUUCCAUGGGUUCCACAGAAAUUUGUACUCAGUAGACAUUGGUGCGGAGAGAAUUGUUUGUGGAGGAGAGGAGAAAUUUGUGAAGAUAUGGGAUUUCUCACAGGCACUUGAGAUAGAAAGGAGAGUGCAGGCCUCAAGAAUCAUCCAAUUUGAUAAUUCAAAGAGGAAGAAAAAGCAAGGUGCUUCUCCCUACAAAGGAAAGCAGCCAGAAGCUUGUAACAUAUUAGCCAAUAGAAACAAUAAAUAUGUGGCUGGAAGUCGAGUCUGGCAAAAGGGCAAUCAUAGAAACAAAGUUAAAAUGGAGACUAUUGAGAGUCAAUACUCAUGAAAUUUGGCACCUCAGAUCAACUUUAUCCAUUCCCAUACAUUGUGGAAUUCUUAUGGUUACUGAACAAGCAACUCAACCGAAUUUCAUCCUUCUACUUUUUCAUUAAAACAAAGAAGGAAAACUAGAUAAUGCAACUUUUGUUCCAGCAAGCAUAUGAGCACUUCUAUUCUAGAAUGCUUGUAAUAAAAGGAGCUUGAAAGAGAUUUCACGCUUCUUGAUUUGGCGAAAUAUUGAAUAAAUAAUGGGACAAUGUGCAAAGAUAUGAAUGUUAAGACAGAUAGAUUGUAUAACGGAGUAACAGCCACAUAGCAGAGCAUUGGGAUUUGUUGGUUUAAAUAACUAGAUAGAUCCUUGUAAAGAUAGCUUCGAUGAGAAUUCAGUGAUGCCUUUAUUGCUUCAAUGAACUUGAGAUACUACAUUUGGCAAGAAGUUAAAAUUAUGAGUCAUGUACAGUACCUGUAGAUGUGUUCUAUGAAUGCAUAUAUUUAUAUUGCUACAAUUCCCUGCAA
Cryptomeria japonica (Japanese cedar) is the source of this 2493-nucleotide messenger RNA. Its product is annotated as F-box/WD-40 repeat-containing protein At5g21040. The coding region runs from base 401 to 1984 and encodes 527 amino acids. The record is from RefSeq and is a predicted model, not a curated record. Gene Ontology annotation, molecular function: protein binding. The transcript has 2 exons. Lineage: Eukaryota; Viridiplantae; Streptophyta; Pinopsida; Cupressales; Cupressaceae. Gene Ontology annotation, cellular component: preribosome, large subunit precursor.